GUGGCCACAAUUUGGUAGUCGAAAUCAGAAUCAACUCGUUCGCUGAGCAUUCAACAACUCUUCCUUCUACUCCUUCAACCUCCUUCUCAAACACUCAACAAUAUCAACAUGAAGUUCGCCGUUGCCGUAGUCAUGUUCGUGUGCGCCGUUGCCGGUGCUCAGGCGUCGUGGGCUGCCAUUGCUCCCGGUGUUUCCUAUGUGAACUCCGUUGCCCAUGGCCCAGCUGGUCUGUGGAACGGUGCCUGGAAUGGUGCCUGGAACGGUGCCUGGAAUGGCGCCUGGAACAACGGCUGGGCUGCACCUGCUGCCGUUGCCGUUCACGCUAGCGCUCCCUGGGGUCUGACCGCUCCCGGCUGGCACGGUGGUGUUCCCGGCAUUGCCCUCGCUCAGGGUCCCGGUGCCGCCGCCCUUGGCCCCCAUGGCCAUGAGGGUGUCUACGUUGCCAAGACCCGUGGUGCCAUCCACACCGCUCCCCUUGCCGGUCACAUCAACUCGGCCACUUCCGUGAACGUGGCCCCAGCUCCCGGUACUCUGUAAAUUUGAACUACCAAAACUGCCGAACUACCGAUAUGCCAAAAUGGAUGUGGGGAGCAGGACGAUGAUGGCGACAUCGAGGGAGCAGCGAACACAACUGGCGCACCAAUUUGUUGUUUGUCUCUGGCUGUCUAUCUAUCUAUCCAUCCUACUUCUCUAUGUCCACGACUUUCAACGACUCUACUUGGAUACUCUAUCACCACCACCCAUCACCACAACAACAACCACCCCAAAACAUUAUUGUUAAGAACACACCGAUCUUAGUCCCGUUAUGAACCAAGGAGUAUCGCUUUGGCGAUACAUCCAUCUCGUUCGCACACACACAAAACACACUCACUCACGCGCACAUUUGAGUUAGUUCUGUGUUCAGCAAAUAAGUCCAACAACAACAUCAACAACAACAAUUACAACAACUACAACCAACAAAUAACAGCAUGUUAAUUUCUUAUUACUUGAGAACUUUCAAAUCACCACCAGCUUUUCCGCCUUUCCUUCUACAUCUAUCGAUCUGUCUGUCUACUAUAUUCUUCUCCUUCCAUCUAGCUAUCUCUCUUUGCAACAAUAUACUUUCAAUCUAUCACCAAACUCUUCUUCUAUCUAUCUCUCUUCCACUUCUGAGUGCAGCACUUAAGCUGUGUGCACUAUAGAUGGUGUAUAUAUACACAUAUGUACAUAAUACAUAUACAUACAUAUACAAACCUUACUCUAGUAAUUCGCAACAAUUGUAAAAUUGACAAAAAAUGUUUUAAAUAAACUCGUUUUUAUUUACUCGAA
This is a messenger RNA of Drosophila albomicans, 1308 nucleotides long. Its product is annotated as adult cuticle protein 1. NCBI's taxonomy places the organism in Eukaryota, Metazoa, Arthropoda, Insecta, Diptera, Drosophilidae. The record is from RefSeq and is a predicted model, not a curated record. Bases 109 to 537 code for a protein of 142 amino acids. The transcript is spliced from 2 exons.